Molecule: messenger RNA, 519 nt
Organism: Chiroxiphia lanceolata (lance-tailed manakin)
Lineage: Eukaryota; Metazoa; Chordata; Aves; Passeriformes; Pipridae
Gene: KIF17
Product: kinesin family member 17
Exons: 5
Coding region: 1-519 (172 amino acids)
Biological process (GO): microtubule-based movement
Molecular function (GO): microtubule binding; microtubule motor activity; ATP binding
Source: RefSeq, a predicted model, not a curated record
AUGGGGCUGACCUGGCACCAAGCAGAGCACAGAGCUGAGCACAGCACCAACCACAGCACCGGGCACAGCUACAGCAACAUCACUGACCCGCUCCUGCAGGGUGUCACCAAGGGCUACAAUGGUACCAUCUUUGCCUACGGCCAGCGGGAAGUCAUUCACCACGCAGGGAGUCGUGGAUCCUUCCUCACAGAAGGGGAUCAUUCCAGAGCAAUUGAACACAUCCUCGAGAGCACACAGUGUGCUGGAAGUGCCGAGUUCCUGGGGAGAGCCUCCUACCUGGAGAUCUGCAAUGAGACCUUCUGGGAGCUGACACCAAGCAGAAGCUGGAGGCUGCAGACACUAGAAGUGGCUGUGAGGGAGAAGGAUGAAAACAAGAACCCAAAGGAAAAGCAUGAACACCAGAAGAGAGACGUGGAUGAGCAGAGGGUGCAGGUUAUGGCUGCACCGCAGAGAUCCAACGAGGACAGCAGUGAGCAGGUUCUCCUGAAUGUCCACGACUCCAUCCAGGAGGAGGUUUGA